Entelurus aequoreus (snake pipefish) is the source of this 4456-nucleotide messenger RNA. RefSeq names its product ATPase plasma membrane Ca2+ transporting 2 (gene atp2b2). Bases 675 to 4445 code for a protein of 1256 amino acids. Gene Ontology annotation, biological process: calcium ion transmembrane transport; regulation of cytosolic calcium ion concentration. Lineage: Eukaryota; Metazoa; Chordata; Actinopteri; Syngnathiformes; Syngnathidae. Gene Ontology annotation, cellular component: postsynaptic density membrane; intracellular membrane-bounded organelle. The record is from RefSeq and is a predicted model, not a curated record. The transcript has 24 exons. Gene Ontology annotation, molecular function: ATP hydrolysis activity; ATP binding; PDZ domain binding.
CAGAGGAAGCAUACAGGAAGUGGGGGGGAAAAAAUACAGGGAGGAAGGAGUGCAAAACACAGGGAAAAUUAUAUACUAAGUCUGACCUCAGCUUCUCCAUCAGCAGCUUCCCUAUAAUUUCAUGGAUACAUGUCGUUAAUAUAUUAUUUCGACGACCUUGGCUGGUGUUAUCGACUCAUUCCAAGCAGUGAUACGCUUCACCAUUUGUAGGAGCGAGCAGCAGAGGAGUGCAGCCUCACAAUCAUGACUUUGCUGCUGCUCUGCAAAGCCUCUUCCUGCUUUAAGAAGCUCUCCACCUUGUCUUCAUAGAGUCGGACAGGUGAGCCACCACCAUCAGCCCAAAGGAUAUCUGUUCAUUUUUACCUGAUGGGGAGGACCACCAUGUAGAGGAGGCGAGCACCCAAUGGCAGCGAUGGGAAGCCACGCAUGGAGCGGGUCUGGACUGCAGCCGUGGUGAGCCUGAGCUCCGCAUCCUCCCUCGGAAAGGACCGGCGUGACCUUCUCAGGACUCGAACCACCGGGGCCGUCGGACGCUCACCUGGAAUCGCCCCCCCACCCCUGCAGCCCCCCCUUUCUUUUUAAAUUUUUUUAACAUAAGCUGCAUUUUUCCUUUCUUCGUCGACAACUCGGAGACAGAUCCCGUCCUCAUAGCAAUAAGAAACUGAAGUGACAUCAUGGGGGACAUGUCCAACAGCGACUUCUACGCCAAGAACCAAAUAAACGAUGGCAACCACGCGGUGGGCUUCGGCUGCUCACUCAUGGAGCUGCGCUCGCUCAUGGAGCUGCGCGGCACCGAGGCGGUGGUCAAGCUCCAGGAGGACUACGGGGGCGUGGAGGGACUGUGCGCACGACUGAAAACCUCACCCACGGAAGGCCUGGAAGGUGUCCAAGGCGACCUGGACAAGAGGAAAGAAAUAUUUGGAAAAAACUUGAUACCUCCAAAGACGCCAAAAACCUUCCUGCAGCUGGUAUGGGAGGCCCUGCAGGACGUCACACUCAUCAUCCUGGAGGUGGCAGCCCUCAUUUCCCUGGGCCUCUCCUUCUACCACCCGCCUGGAGAGAGCAACGGAGAGUCUUGCGGCGAUGCGGCGGCAGGCGUGGAGGACGAGGGCGAGGCAGAGGCGGGCUGGAUCGAGGGCGCCGCCAUCCUCCUGUCGGUGGUGUGCGUGGUGCUGGUGACCGCCUUCAACGACUGGUCCAAGGAGAAGCAGUUCCGCGGGUUGCAGAGUCGCAUCGAACAGGAGCAAAAGUUCCAGGUGGUGCGUGGCAGCCAAGUCAUCCAGCUGCCCGUGGCGGACAUACUGGUGGGGGACAUCGCACAAAUCAAAUAUGGUGAUCUGCUUCCUUCCGACGGAAUCCUGAUCCAGGGCAACGACCUGAAGAUCGACGAGUCGUCGCUGACCGGAGAGUCUGAUCACGUGAAGAAGGCCGCUGACAAGGACCCCAUGUUGUUGUCCGGGACCCACGUAAUGGAGGGGUCGGGGCGCAUGGUGGUGACUGCGGUGGGCGUCAACUCCCAGACUGGAAUAAUCUUCACGCUGCUGGGGGCCGGCAUAGAGGAGGAAGAGAAGAAAGAAAAGAAAGGAGAUGCACUGGAGGACGGGCACCAGAACACAGACUGCUCGCAUCCCCCCAUCCACCCCAUCGCCACUAUUGCCACGGAUGGGGCGGCAGGCUUUAACGCCCCCGGCAGUGCCAACCUCAUUAAUGGUAAAAUGCAAGAUGGCAAUAUGGAGAGCAACCAGAUUAAAGUGAAGAAGCAGGACGGCGCUGCCGCCAUGGAGAUGCAACCCCUGAAGAGCGCCGAGGGAGGCGAGGAGGAGAAGGAGCGGAAGAAGGUGUCCAUCCCCAAGAAGGAGAAGUCUGUGCUGCAAGGGAAGCUUACUAAGCUGGCCGUUCAAAUCGGCAAAGCAGGGCUGCUCAUGUCGGCCGUCACAGUCAUCAUCCUGGUCCUGUACUUCACCAUCGACGCCUUCGUCAUCCAGAAGCGUCCCUGGCUGCCCGAGUGCACUCCCAUCUACAUCCAGUACUUUGUCAAGUUCUUCAUCAUCGGCGUCACCGUGCUGGUGGUGGCCGUGCCCGAGGGUUUGCCGCUGGCCGUCACCAUCUCCCUGGCCUACUCUGUCAAGAAAAUGAUGAAAGACAAUAAUCUGGUGCGCCACCUGGACGCGUGCGAAACCAUGGGCAACGCCACCGCCAUCUGCUCGGACAAGACGGGCACGCUCACCACCAACCGCAUGACGGCGGUGGAGUGUUACAUUGGAGACGUGCACUACAAGGAGAUCCCCGAGCCGGGGGUCCUGCCUCCCAAAUCUCUUGACCUGCUCGUCAACUCCAUCUCCAUCAACAGCGCUUACACCACCAAGAUACUGCCUCCAGAUAAGGAAGGCGGUCUGCCCAAACAGGUGGGCAACAAGACGGAGUGCGGCCUGCUGGGAUUGGUGUUGGACCUAAAGCGAGAUUACCAGCCCAUACGGAACCAGAUCCCGGAGGAGAAGCUCUACAAAGUGUACACCUUCAACUCCGUCAGGAAGUCCAUGAGCACCGUCAUCAAACUGCCCGACGGAAGCUUCCGCAUGUACAGCAAGGGAGCGUCGGAGAUUGUCCUCAAAAAAUGUAACCACGUCCUGAACGAGGUGGGUGAGCCCAGGGUUUUCCGUCCCCGGGACAAGGACGAGAUGGUGAAGAAGGUGAUCGAGCCCAUGGCCUGCAAUGGUUUGAGGACCAUCUGCGUGGCGUACCGGGACUUCUCCAGCAACCCGGAGCCCAACUGGGACGACGAAAACAACAUCCUCAGCGACCUCACGGCCAUUUGCGUCGUCGGGAUCGAAGACCCCGUCCGGCCGGAGGUGCCAGAUGCCAUUCAGAAGUGCCAGCGUGCGGGCAUCACGGUGCGCAUGGUGACCGGGGACAACAUCAACACGGCGAGGGCCAUCGCCAUCAAAUGCGGCAUCAUCCAUCCAGGAGAGGACUUCCUCUGCAUCGACGGGAAAGAAUUCAACAGGAGGAUCCGCAACGAGAAAGGAGAGGUGGAACAGGAGCGGAUCGACAAAGUUUGGCCAAAACUUCGCGUCCUCGCCAGAUCUUCCCCCACAGACAAGCACACGCUGGUCAAAGGCAUUAUUGACAGCACGGUAGUAGAGCAAAGACAGGUAGUGGCCGUGACAGGUGAUGGCACCAAUGACGGUCCAGCCCUGAAGAAAGCUGAUGUGGGCUUCGCCAUGGGUAUCGCGGGUACCGACGUGGCCAAGGAGGCGUCGGACAUCAUCCUCACCGACGACAACUUCAGCAGCAUCGUCAAGGCGGUGAUGUGGGGCCGCAACGUCUACGACAGCAUCUCCAAGUUCCUGCAGUUCCAGCUCACCGUCAACGUCGUCGCCGUCAUCGUGGCGUUCACGGGCGCCUGCAUCACACAGGAUUCCCCCCUGAAGGCGGUGCAGAUGUUGUGGGUCAACCUGAUCAUGGACACCUUCGCCUCCCUGGCCCUGGCCACCGAGCCGCCCACUGAGUCUCUGCUCAGGAGGAAGCCGUACGGACGCAACAAGCCCCUCAUCUCCAGCACCAUGACCAAGAACAUUCUGGGCCAUGGAGUCUAUCAGCUCAUCAUCAUCUUUCUUCUUCUCUUCGUCGGUGAGCAGAUAUUCGACAUCGACAGCGGCCGAAACGCGCCUCUCCACGCGCCUCCGUCGGAGCACUACACCAUCAUCUUCAACACCUUUGUCAUGAUGCAGCUCUUUAAUGAGAUCAACGCCCGCAAGAUACACGGCGAGCGCAACGUCUUUGAGGGCAUCUUUAGGAACCCCAUCUUCUGCUCCAUUGUUUUUGGCACCUUCGCUGUACAGAUAGUGAUUAUUCAGUUCGGAGGGAAACCAUUUAGCUGCCAACCUCUAAACGUGGAGAAGUGGAUGUGGUGUGUUUUCCUCGGCUUGGGGGAGCUCGUCUGGGGGCAGGUGAUCGCGACAAUACCGAACAGCAAGCUGCGCUUCCUGCGGAGAGCGGGUCAGCUCAGCCGAAAGGACGAGCUACCGGAGGAGGACCUCAAUGAAGACGACGAGGAGAUCGACCACGCCGAACGGGAGCUGAGGAGAGGGCAGAUCCUCUGGUUCCGAGGACUCAAUCGCAUUCAGACUCAGAUCCGCGUGGUGAACGCAUUCCGCAGCUCCCUCUACGAAGGCCUGGAGAAGCCCGACUCCAGGACCUCCAUCCACAACUUCAUGACCCAGCCCGAGUUCAGGAUAGAGGACUCCACGCCCAGCAUUCCGCUCAUCGACGACACGGACGACGACUCGGCUCGCCGGAGGAGGAAGUUCUCCAGCCAGCCGUCGUCGCCCAACAAGAACAACAACGCCAUCGACAGCGGCAUCAACCUGACCAUCGACACCAGUAAAUCGGCGGCGUCCUCCAGCCCCGCCAGUCCUUUGCACAGCUUGGAGACCAGCCUCUAACCUCCUCAUUU